Bicyclus anynana (squinting bush brown) is the source of this 2950-nucleotide messenger RNA. RefSeq lists its product as uncharacterized. The record is from RefSeq and is a predicted model, not a curated record. Bases 232 to 1482 code for a protein of 416 amino acids. NCBI's taxonomy places the organism in Eukaryota, Metazoa, Arthropoda, Insecta, Lepidoptera, Nymphalidae. The transcript has a single exon.
CUAACUUCACGUCAGUGGGCCAACAAUCGCCAUGCGCAGGAGUCGCGCUAACGGGUGACAACUAUUAUCAAUACACAAUCGUAAAAAAAACGUUGUAACUUUUAAAUAAAACAAACCUUGACAUGUGAAUGUUACUCAUAUCUUUAAUACAAACUUUAACAAAGUGCCACGCGGACAGAAAAACAACGAAUUCACAAGUGCUUUGUGUUUAGAACAUGUUGUAAAUGCAAAAUGGAGGAUGUGUAUACAAUUAAAGUGAAAACUAAGCCCGACACCAGGAAUCUGUAUCCGUCUGAGAGGAGGUACUCAGCUUCCACCGUGUCUGGACUCGCUUGGGUGCAUAUUGCGUUGGCGUCUACGUCAUUUUUACUAGCUUGCCUCGCGUUGGUCAACCCGAACGCAGAUGAAGUCGAUCUCGAGAAAAACGUGACCAACUCCGACAACACAACAGAAAUAUUGGAAGAAACGACUAACAAUACGUACAUAUUAAUUCUUGCACCGUCUUUGAUAACAAUUUUCGCGUUAGCUGCGGGCAUUGCGUCCAUUUUCGCUUCCAUAAGAUGGUAUAUAGACAGAAACAUAACAUGGCUCUUCAUAAUGUCAACGAUAUCGACUUUAGUUUCAUUUGUUUCGUUUACAAUGGUAAUUGUAUGGUUAGUGUCGACCGAAGACGACAUAUCAGAGUUUUACAAAGACAAAAUACCUUUUAAAGACAUAUUUAUAAUCAAACACAGUGACAUUAUCGGGAGAAACGAAUCUCAUUUUGUGAUACCGCGGAAUUCUACUGAAGUCAAGGAGGAGGUUUCCAAACUGUUCACUAAACGUGUUCUAUCGAUUAAUAUAUUGAUCGCAGCGUUUUUAGAACUGUUGUGGUCAAUAUUGAGCGUCAAAAUAUCUUACAAAGGCAUGAGAAGCAAUUAUAAAGAGGAAAACGAUAGACGGGGCAACUGCAUAUCUGUUGUAACCACAAUAAAGGGUAACAACACAAAAAAGAGGCCGAUGAAAGGCAAAUUCAAUCCCAAACCGGAUUUAAUAGACCAGUACCCGAGCAGGAAGAUAAAAAAGAUAUUCCUGGCGCAGAACGACAACGGUUUCUAUUUGAAAAACCAGAACAACAAAAUGAAACAGAACACAGAGACAAGUUCGGAGUUCUACAAAGAACGGAUGUUGAAUUUCCUAAACAGAUGCGCUGAAGGGGUUUCUAACGCUGAAAUGAGAACCCCCAGCGUCCAAUCUGAAGCCGUACUUAACCCCAUCCCAGAAGUAGCCAGCGUCGAUAUUAACUUACAAGAAAGUAGUAGCAGCAAAACAGAAACGAAGGAAUCUAACAGAGUGACCCCCGUUAGUUGGGGGGAUACCCCAGAACACACGAUCUACAAUCAAAACACCUUGAAUUUCGAAAAAAUAUUCAGUUUUCGGAAGAAACUCGACGUGGAAACGGAAAAAGUCGACGAGGCGAGUGAAAAUGCACAGAACCAAUAACGCGUGACAGGAGGAGCGAAGAAAGUGAUCGUUUUUGCGUAAUUAUUAUCGAGCCGACACAGACUGCAAGAAAUGUAAAGACGAAAACAUGCACUUUUAAAACAAUUAAAAAUUGAUGUGAGCUGGCGUUACGUAGUUUUCAGUUGUAUCAUUUAUUUAUAUUGUAAUUACUCGUAACGGUUAUACUAAGCCGACAAUACAAUGUUUAAGUUAUAAGUAACGAUAAACCUGGCGACUUAAUGUGGAACUACGGCUAAGCCACGUAUAAUACAGUUUUUCAAACUAGGGAGGUACAGUGAGUUUGUCAUUCGUGGUUUUUACUCGUAGAUUUGCUCUCUAUUAUUUCAAUAAUUUCUAAUGUAUGUGAUACGAUAGUGAUACAAACUUUUUGUUACAACCUAUAAAAAGAGUCUAAAAAAAAGAGAUUGUUUAGUGAGUAAAAUCUAUAAACUAGUAAACUGAUUUUAAUCCUGUCCUAACAGGUAGAGUAACUAAGACUAGAACAAUAUAAUAGCGAGUGUCAUUGAAAUCAAGAACAAAAACAAUGGAGAAAAAACACAUUAUUCAACGCAGAUUAUAUAAAUUUUAAGCGCAGAUCAUCUUUAGUCGGAAUGAAUAUAGCAUUAGCAACGAACUUGUUGUGAUUCAAAUAAGGAUUUUAGAAACUAUUGUUAGAUUGCAGUCUUCAGAAAUAUAAUCGCUUGAGAAAUCUGCUUAUUUUUUGCUCCAUUGUAAGUUAUUUUGGUGGAAUAUCUAUAGAUUAAUAUUAUUUUAACUAUUGUAUAAAAUAUUGCAAACAAGUGCGACUUAGUCUGCUUAUACCAUUAUUUUCCUUAAGUCGACUUCAGUAAAUCAAAAAACUUGCUCCAAGCUUAGGUUUACCUGUCCUAAGCCGCAUUGAAAUAGGUUAUUGUGUUACUUAAUUUCAAAGCAAUAUCAAUAAGAGUGUUAACAUUGAUAUUUCGCGCCACGCAUAUGUGCGCCGGACAUUGGAGUUGUCUAUCAGUGUUCCACUAGUCUGUGUCUAUUAACGCCUGCAGAUUGCUGCAAGUUUAUGGACCAUAAAACAGACGGCGUAAUUGUUAUGUGUAUAAAAUUAUAUAUGUAUAAAAACGCUUCUCCUGUCAGUCUGGAUUUUUCAUUACUAAGCCUGCUGUAAAUAUAAGAAAAGCGAAAAAUUUACGACCUCUCUAGAGCCGUUGGUAAUGAUAUGGUUGGCAAGAGGCCCUGGGUUCGAUCCCUAGAUCCGGUCAAUUUAAGUUUUUUUUUAAUUUACUCAGGUUUAAUGUAGACUUCGGCCGUGGGUACCGAUAAAAUACCGUCGAUAAUAAUUUAAAGAUAAUGCCUACUUAACUAUUUUUUAUAUAAUAAUUAAUUUAAGUUGUAAAAUAUUAUAAUUAUGGCAUUUAUAUUUCAUACUUUUUGUAAUUUUAUUUUUUAUAAAAUUAUACCUACUGUACAAAAAUAA